Molecule: messenger RNA, 231 nt
Organism: Penicillium pulvis
Lineage: Eukaryota; Fungi; Ascomycota; Eurotiomycetes; Eurotiales; Aspergillaceae
Exons: 4
Coding region: 1-231 (76 amino acids)
Source: RefSeq, a predicted model, not a curated record
AUGCCUUCUAGACGUAUUAUGUUGCAAAUCAACCCAGAAUCAACAGAUGCGUUACGCGAAAUAUCUACAGCGGUUGAAAAAGCAGACGGGAAAAAUUUACCUGCCCCUUUGAUCUUUCCUCCAGUUUUACACUUCACGGUGUCCGAGGAAACUGCUAAGGAAAUUAAAACAAACUAUGAAGGUUCUAUUCUUCGAAUUAUGACCGAUGAGGAGGCAGAGAGUGAUGAAUAA